Hyalella azteca is the source of this 2056-nucleotide messenger RNA. RefSeq names its product outer mitochondrial transmembrane helix translocase-like. Lineage: Eukaryota; Metazoa; Arthropoda; Malacostraca; Amphipoda; Hyalellidae. Gene Ontology annotation, cellular component: mitochondrial outer membrane. The transcript has a single exon. The record is from RefSeq and is a predicted model, not a curated record. Gene Ontology annotation, molecular function: ATP binding; ATP hydrolysis activity.
GAAAUUUGAAAUUGAUUUGAAUCGUACUUGAGCAAGAAAAAUUGUCGGCAAUGGAGGAAGAAUUUUUUUACUCAACGGACUAAGAGGAGGAUUUUCAAGGAACAAGCAUUCUACCGGUCAUCUUACGCAGCAUUUUGAUAGGAGGCACGAGCGUCGUGACGGCAGCAGUUCUGGUCGGUGUAAUCGUUGCGUUGAUCGUCAUCAAUGCGGAUAAAAUAUUUGGAUUCUUCAUGACUAUUGUUUUUUAAAAGCUGUUUGGAAUGGUCGAGCUUAUGAGAGAAACCGAUGAAGAUAGCGAAACGACCACAUCUACACUUCCCGGGUUAUUUACUAGACGCAGAGACACGCCCAUGCCGUUUAUGAGAGAACAAAUCCAUCAUGAACUACCGGGGAACGCUUUGUAUCUAACACCGCAUGAAGUGCAGGUCAUGGAUCUGCUGGUCUCCCCUGCACAGCUCAACGUAACUUGGGAUAACGUGGCAGGUUCUGAAGAGCUUAUUAGUAGUAUCUAAGAGCAGGUUAUUUAUCCCAUGAAGUAUGCAAUGCAGCACAAUCCUGACCCGCUCCUGAUGCCCCCGAAAGGAAUUCUUCUGUACGGUCCUCCCGGCUGCGGAAAAACGCUCAUCGCCAAAGCCAUGACCAACGAAAUAGAAGCAAAUUUCAUCAACUGCGAUAUAUCGGCAAUUAAAAACAAAUUUGUAGGAGAGACAGAGAAAAUGGCAACUGCUUUAUUUUCAGUUGCAAGGAAAAUUGAGCCUUGCAUUAUCUUCAUAGACGAGGUAGAUUCCUUCCUAAGCUAGCGAGACGAUGGCGAUCAAGCGACCGAGUCUACACUGAAGGCGAUCUUCCUGCAGUAAUGGGACGGACUAACAACAGAUUCGCUGAACCAUGUCGUGGUUCUUGCUGCUUCAAACAGGAUAGACGCCAUUGACGACGCAAUCUUGAGGAGGCUUCCCUUGCAAUUUGAAGUGCCUUUGCCAAAAGAGGAUAAACGAAAGGCCAUCUUACAGUUUGUUCUCAAAGAUUGUGAUGUGGAUGAGGACGUUGACUUGGAUGUCAUUGCGAGCCAGACGGAAGGGUUUUCUGGUUCUGAUUUGUAAGAAAUCUGUCGACACGCUGCCACCUACAGACUCGUUGAAUACUACAAAAAAGUCAGAAGCAUCGAGUUGGAACGAGAAGAUGAUUCUGAGGACAUGGUACAAGACUUGCCAGAUGAAAAAAAGUUGCUUGUCGACCCAAAGUAAAUUUUUGACCAUUUCAAAAAAGUCAGUAAACAAGAUUUCUCAGCAGGAUAUUCAACUGAAGACAUGAAUGUAGGACAAUCCUUCUCCACUUCUACGGACGAAUUGAUGUCACAGGACUCGUAGACGACUCGCCGCCAUUCAUCGUUCACCUAUCAAACUUUACCGCUAGACAUUAUACAUAAAUUACUAGCGGACGAACUAGAAGAGUUCGAUGACGAUGAACAGAAAGCUGGACAUGACUUGCAGGGCAACAAGGGAGACCAGGGCGACCUAAAGUCUUUGCCCUUCAAGAUUUUCUUUGACUGUGGUGCUCUAGAAUGCGGAGAGACGGGAAAUGAUCCCAAAAACAGAAUCCUACCUCAUGCAGAGGAGGACUAUGCAGAAAGAAAUUUAGAUGAAGUUCCGAACCAAAAUUUCACGAAGACUUCUCCGUUGACGUUACUUGAUCUUGGCAGGUGGGGCGAUCGUAACAAGUAAAAGGUGUCGCCUCUGCGAGCCAUCAACAUGAAUGACUUGCUUCGAGCCCUCAAGCACUCCAGGAAAAACAUCCAAACCAAUUUCCCGCAUGAUAUGUACAACUGAGCCAUUGAAAUAAUCUCCCGCGUGAAGUGUACAAGUGAUCAACAUAAAUAAUUUUUUACAUUACUCAUUAUUGAAAAUCAUUCCUUGAUAUCUAAUUUUCUGUUCGAUAAAUGCUCAAAUAUUUUGUAGGUAGCAUUACAUUCCAUAAUAAGCUUACAUAAACUAUGAAGUCUUAUAUAUAACUUGUAAUAAAAUUGAAAAAAUGAUUGAUGAAUAAACAUUUUAAUGAG